AUGUCCUCAUUCCCAAAUUCACUGCACUUCUUCCAACCUCCUUCACACUCUAGAACCAAAUCCAGAACAUCAGCCACGUCUUCAAAUGGUUCUUUCUCCCUCAAACAGAACAAAACCACCCCAUUCCCAGGGAAAGCAGAGGCUGAUGUUGUAGUGAUUGGGAGUGGUAUAGGUGGAUUGUGUUGUGCCGGGCUUUUAGCUAGGUACCAGCAAGAUGUUCUUGUCUUAGAGAGUCAUGAUUUACCUGGCGGUGCUGCUCAUUCAUUUGAGAUUAAAGGCUUUCACUUUGACUCCGGCCCAUCUUUGUUCUCUGGUUUUCAAUCAAAAGGCCCUCAGGCAAACCCUCUCGGACAAGUCCUGGAUGCAUUGGGUGAGACGAUUCCUUGUGCCAAUUACGAUUCAUGGAUGGUCUACCUACCUGAAGGUGAAUUUCUGUCGCGCAUUGGUCCCACAGAGUUUUUCAAGGACCUUGAGAAGUAUGCAAGUGCAAGUGCUGUUCAAGAAUGGAAAAAGCUUUUGGAUGCCAUUCUUCCAAUGUCUGCAGCUGCAAUGGCUCUGCCUCCACUCUCUAUCCGAGGGGAUUUGGGUGUUCUUUCUACUGCGGGAGCUAGAUAUGCUCCAUCUCUCUUAAAAUCUUUUGCCCAAAUGGGACCUAAGGGAGCGCUUGGUGCCACAAAGCUACUCAGACCAUUUUCAGAAAUCAUGGACUCAUUAGAACUGAAAGAUCCCUUUAUACGUAAUUGGGUGGACCUACUGGCUUUCUUGCUUGCUGGGGUGAAAUCUAAUGGUAUACUUUCAGCAGAGAUGGUUUAUAUGUUUGCAGAGUGGUAUAAGCCAGGUUGCUGUCUUGAAUACCCUCUUCAUGGAAGUGGUGCAGUUGUUGAAGCUCUUGUUCGGGGAAUGCAGAAGUUUGGGGGAAGGAUUUCUUUAGGAAGUCAUGUGAAAGAAGUUGUUGUUGAAAAUGGUCGAGCCACUGGGGUCAAGCUACGCAGUGGACAAUUUAUACGUGCUAAGAAGGCUGUUGUUAGUAAUGCAUCUAUGUGGGACACUCUAAAUCUAUUACCUAAAGAAGUUGUCCCAAAGUCAUACAAGGAUAGGAUUAAGAUGACCCGUCAGUGUGAAUCCUUCAUGCAUCUUCAUUUGGGAUUUGAUGCAGAGUGUAUGCGUAAGGACUUGGGAAUUCAUCAUAUAGUUGUCAAUGAUUGGGAUAGAGGAGUUGAUGCCGACCAGAAUGUUGUUUUGAUAUCUGUACCAAGUGUACUAAGUCCGGAUCUGGCACCACCUGGGAAACAUGUCUUGCAUGCAUAUCUUCCAGGAACUGAACCCUUUGAUUUGUGGAAAGGAUUGGACCGUAGAAGUGCUGCAUACAAAGAUCUCAAAGCUGAAAGAUCCGAGGUUAUGUGGAGAGCCGUGGAGCGGGCUCUUGGUCCUGGGUUUAGUCGUGAAAAAUGCGAGGUCAAGUUAGUUGGUUCUCCAUUGACACAUGAAAGGUUUCUUCGAAGGAACAGAGGAACAUAUGGACCAGCAGUAGAGGCUGGUAAAGACUCGAUUCCUGGGCACUCUACUCCGAUUCCGCAACUAUAUUGCUGUGGAGAUUCUACUUUUCCUGGCAUUGGAGUCCCUGCAGUUGCUGCCAGUGGUGCCAUUGUUGCCAAUUCACUAGUUUCUGUUGCUCAACACACUCAACUUCUUGAUGCUAUUGGAAUUUGA
Molecule: messenger RNA, 1710 nt
Organism: Fragaria vesca subsp. vesca
Lineage: Eukaryota; Viridiplantae; Streptophyta; Magnoliopsida; Rosales; Rosaceae
Product: prolycopene isomerase, chloroplastic-like
Exons: 9
Coding region: 1-1710 (569 amino acids)
Biological process (GO): carotenoid metabolic process
Molecular function (GO): oxidoreductase activity
Source: RefSeq, a predicted model, not a curated record